Ahaetulla prasina is the source of this 10819-nucleotide messenger RNA. RefSeq names its product phosphodiesterase 2A (gene PDE2A). Gene Ontology annotation, molecular function: 3',5'-cGMP-stimulated cyclic-nucleotide phosphodiesterase activity; 3',5'-cyclic-GMP phosphodiesterase activity; 3',5'-cyclic-AMP phosphodiesterase activity. Bases 228 to 3026 code for a protein of 932 amino acids. The record is from RefSeq and is a predicted model, not a curated record. Gene Ontology annotation, cellular component: nucleus; cytosol; synaptic membrane. Gene Ontology annotation, biological process: positive regulation of gene expression; regulation of mitochondrion organization; cGMP catabolic process. The transcript has 31 exons. Lineage: Eukaryota; Metazoa; Chordata; Lepidosauria; Squamata; Colubridae.
GUAAAAUUGACCUACCCUGCAAGUGUCUGGGAAGAAUUCCCCAGGAGGACAAGCUGUGUCGUUGCGCGGGGCGUGUGCCGAGGGUGUGGGUCCGUGUGUGUGUGUCUCCACGUGUAAGGCUGGGCGCCCCGGGCAAUUCGCCAGACCUAGCCGGGACUCGGGGCUCUUUCGGGGAGCCUGGCGAGUCUGCUGGAUCGGGGCAGAGCCGUCCGGUGGUGGUGGUGGUGAUGCCCAGGCGAGGUGCCGCCGCUGGCAGGCGGGGGCAGCAGGUCUUCCCCAAGGCCGAGGAGGCGGGAGGCGGCGGCGGCGGCGGCGGCGGCGGCAGCGGCACCGACUCCCUGCAGGAGGCCCUGUUGAGCUUCGGUUCUGUGAUUGAGUUCUCCAGCCUCCGGGAAGUCAUCAAAGAUGCCAUCGCUUCCGUCCUCCCGAAAGUGGAAAGAGUGUUUGUAUACCUCCUGGAUGAGGAAGCUCGCCUGACCUGCAGCGAUCCACCACAUGACUUUCCACAGGAGGGCCGGCUCAGGGAUGCCGUCCUUCAGCAGAAGAGGGUGGCCUGCAAUGGAUUGCCAUUGGCUGAGCUGCAGGGCAAGCCGGUGGCCGGCUUGGCUGCCCCCUUAGCCGCCGGCAAGCAAGUGUUAAUCAAUCCUUUGGUGGACAAGAGUUCGGGGGCUGUGGUCUGUGUUAUCCUAGUUUACUGUGGGCAACUUUCGAACUCGGAUGAGCAAAACCUUCGGGCUUUGGAGAAGCAUAUCCUGGUGUCCUACAAGCGUCUCCAAAGCCUUCAGAAGUUGCAAUCCUGCCAGGCCAAACCUGUGGAGCCCCCCAGGAGCAGCUACAGCGAGCUGGACAGCAAGAUCCUGCAGUUGUGCGGGGAACUAUACGAUCUGGAUGCUGCCUCCCUCCAGCUCAAAGUCAUUAAUUACCUGAAGCAGGAGACCCAGUCUCAAUGUUGCUGUCUUCUCUUGGUCUCAGAGGACAACAAUCAGCUCUUCUGUCAGGUGGUUGGAGAUAAAGUCUUGGAGGAGGACAUGAGCUUCCCAUUAACCGUUGGACACUUGGGAAAAGUUGUGGAAGUGAAGCAAUCGCUUAUCCUGCAGGACAUCAGCUUGGAAGAGCACAAGCAACUGAACACCAUGCUGGGCUUCGAGGUGACCUCCAUGCUGUGUGUCCCUGUGGUCAGCAGAGCCACCUCCCAGGUGGUGGCCUUGGCCUGUGCCUUCAACAAACUUGGUGGAGAGACCUACACCGAAGCCGAUGUCUACAAAAUCCAGCAUUGCUUCUGCUACACUUCGACGGUGCUGACCAGCACCUUGGCCUUCCAGAAGGAGCAGAAACUCAAGUGGGAGUGUCAGGCUCUUUUGCAAGUGGCCAAGAACCUUUUCACUCACCUGGAUGAUGUUUCGGUGCUGCUGCAGGAGAUAAUCACGGAAGCCCGGAAUCUCAGCAAUGCUGAAAUAUGUUCGGUUUUCCUGCUGGACCGGAGCAGCCAUGAGUUGGUGGCCAAGGUAUUUGACGGCGGUGUGGUGGAUGACGAGAGCUAUGAAAUCCGGAUUCCAGCCGAUCAGGGCAUCGCCGGCCACGUGGCCACCACCGGCAAGAUCCUGAACAUCAAAGACGCCUACUCUCACCCCCUCUUCUACCGCGGCGUGGACGACAGCACCGGCUUUCGCACGAGGAACAUCCUCUGUUUCCCCAUCAAAGACGAGAAUCAGGAGGUGAUUGGAGUGGCAGAGCUGGUCAAUAAAAUCAACGGGCCAUGGUUUAGCAAAUUCGACGAGGAUCUGGCCACCGCCUUCUCCAUCUACUGUGGCAUCAGCAUCGCUCAUUCCUUGCUCUACAAGAAGGUCCAUGAGGCUCAGUACCGAAGCCACCUGGCCAACGAAAUGAUGAUGUACCACAUGAAGGUAUCCGAUGAUGAGCACACCAAACUUCUCCACGAAGGAAUCAUCCCAGUUUCACAAAUCGACCCAAACUUCGCCAAAUUCACGUACACACCACGAUCGCUUCCUGAGGACGACACAUCGAUGGCCAUUCUGAGCAUGCUCCAGGACAUGAACUUCAUCAGCAGUUACAAAAUGGACCGUCAAACCCUGGUCAGGUUCUGCCUCAUGGUGAAGAAGGGGUACAGAGACCCCCCCUAUCACAACUGGACGCACGCUUUCUCCGUGUCCCACUUCUGCUACCUGCUGUACAAGAAUCUGGAGCUCGUCAAUUAUCUGGAAGACAUCGAAAUCUUCGCCUUGUUCAUCUCCUGCAUGUGUCACGACUUGGAUCACCGAGGCACCAACAAUUCCUUUCAAGUGGCAUCGAAAUCCGUUCUCGCCGCUCUGUACAGUUCCGAAGGAUCCGUCAUGGAGAGACACCAUUUUGCUCAAGCCAUCGCCAUCCUGAACACCCACGGCUGCAACAUCUUCGAUCAUUUCUCUCGCAAGGAUUACCAAAGGAUGCUGGAUUUGAUGAGGGACAUCAUCCUGGCUACCGACCUCGCUCAUCACUUGAGGAUCUUCAAAGACUUGCAGAAGAUGGCCGACGUUGGCUACGACCCAGCGAACAAGCAGCACCACAGCCUCCUGCUGUACCUUCUCAUGACCUCCUGUGACCUCUCAGACCAGACCAAAGGCUGGAAAACCACCCGGAAGAUUGCGGAACUGAUCUACAAGGAGUUCUUCUCCCAGGGUGAUCUGGAGAAAGCCAUGGGCAACCGUCCGAUGGAGAUGAUGGACCGAGAAAAAGCUUACAUCCCUGAACUGCAGAUCAGUUUUAUGGAACACAUCGCCAUGCCCAUCUACAAGCUGCUUCAGGAGCUGUUCCCCAAGUCGUCCGAGCUUUACGAGCGGGUGGCCAGCAACCGGGAACACUGGACCAAAGUCUCGCACAAAUUCACACUCAGGGGCCUGCCCAGCAACAACUCCCUGGACUUUCUGGACGAGGAGUACGACCUGCAGACCAUGGCCGAGAAGGAUGGGCUGAAGAUGAACGGGUGCCUCGACGGAGAAGACGGCCACGGGGAAUCCGAACUGGAAUAAAGCCUGCCGCAGACCCCCCACCCACCCUCCACCCCAUCUCCCCACCCUCCCCCACACACACAAGUGCAACUUUCACCCCCUCCCUCCCCCGUUCCCCAGGGAAAGAGUCGGGUGGGGGGGCUGAGUUUGGAAAGAAGAAGGAAAAAAAAACCCAGGAUCUUUUUUUUAAAAAAAUUAUGCCGUGAACUUGACCUGCUGCAAAGCAACAUCUCCCCUUCUGGUUUGUUACCCAUUUCACUCCGGUUCCCAAUUCUGCAUUUUAGGGUCCGGCUCGCUCUGGUGUCGCCCCGGUUUUAACCGUCAGUUCUGGUUUUCUUGUGGUCUCGAUUGAUCCGGCACGGAGUUCUUGCCACCCACAUCUGUGGGGAUUCUCCAUCCUCUGAGCCAGGGGUCUCCAACCUUGGCAACUAGAAGCCUGGAGGACUUCAAUUCCCAGAAUUUCCCAGCCAGCAAAGCUGUACAGUAUAUGUGGUACCUUGCUCAAUAGUAGUAACUGUGAGAGGGAUCUUGGAGUCCUAAUGGACAACCAUUUAAAUACAAGCCAACAAUAUGCAGCCGCUACCAAAAAAGCCAACACAGUUCUGGGUUGCAUAAACAGAGGGAUAGAAUCAAGAUCACGUGAAGUGUUAAUACCGCUUUAUAAUGCCUUGGUAAGGCCACACUUGGAAUAUUGCAUCCAGUUUUGGUCGCCACGAUGUAAAAAAGAUGCUGAGACUCUAGAAAGAGUGCAGAGAAGAGCAGCAAAGAUGAUUAGGGGACUGGAGGCUAAAACAUAUGAAGAAUGGUUGCAGGAACUCGGUAUGCCUAGUUUAAUGAAAAGAAGGACUAGGGGAGACAUGAUAGCAGUGUUCCAAUAUCUCAGGGGUUGCCACAAAGAAGAGGGAGUCAAGCUAUUCUCCAAAGCACCUGAAGGUAGAACAAGAAGCAAUGGGUGGAAACUAAUCAAGGAGAGAAGCAACUUAGAACUAAGGAGAAAUUUCCUGACAGUUAGAACAAUUAAUCAGUGGAACAACUUGCCUGCAGAAGUUGUAAAUGCUCCAACACUGGAAAUUUUUGAGAAAAUGUUGGAUAGCCAUUUGUCUGAAGUGGUGUAGGGUUUCCUGCCUGAGCAGGGGGUUGGACUAGAAGACCUCCAAGGUCCCUUCCAACUCUGUUAUUAUUAUGAAGGCUGGCUGGGGAAUUCUGGGAGUUGAAGUCCUCCAAGCCUUAAAGUUGCCAAGGUUGGAGACCCCUGCUCUCUAACUUCUGGGUUAUCCCAGAAGUGGGGUUUUGUGUUUUUUUCUCUCCCAAAAAAAGCAACUGGACUUUCUUGGUGUUUUUUUUCCUCCUCGAAAACAUUUCGCUUCUCAUCCCAAGAAGCUUCUGAAGAACUGGAGGGGGAAAAAAAUAAUAAUAAUAAGAAAAUCCAGUUGCCUUUUGGGAAAAGCACCUGGGCGUCCUCCCACCUGCCCUAAUUUGUACCUUUCUCUCUGGAGGAUAGAUACGCGGUUUCUGAAGGCGCCUAGAAGGUCACCCACUUGCCGAGAAAGAGGAAUGUCUGGUUGGCACCUUUUCUGAUGUAAAACGUAAGGGAGCCUUGGGUUCUCCUUGGGGAGGGUUGGGAGGGCUGCCCCCCCGCACCCAAAACAGCUUUGGAAACUUUAGGGAGGGGGAGAAAUCGACUCCCUAAGGUUCAUUUUCAUUUUCUCCACAUUUCGACUCCGAAUUCUACCAAACAACGAAUGCAAAGCUCUGAAUUAGCAAAUUCACAUCCAACCAAUUCGUCAACUUUUUUCAAAUCUAGACAGCGGGUUUGUACCAAAUGCAGGUAGUCCUCAAGUGACGACCGUAGUUGAGCCCAAAUUUUUCGUUGCUAAGCCAGGCAGUUGUUAAGUGAGUUUUACCCCAUUUUACGCGCAACAGGAGAAAAUAUUUGUAACUCAGGGUUGAACAGUGAGCUCCUUGUUGCUCUCUGAGCUUGCUUGUUUUCUUGCAGACGUUUCAAGACCCAACUAGGUAACAUCAUCAGUGCUAGAAAGGAUUAUGGUAUGCAGAGUGGAGAAGGAGGAGGAGGAGGAGGAAAAGAACUGUGGGGUCCUUGGUUCCUAGCUGAGCUUGGUUGUUUUCCUGCAGACGCUUCAUGACCCAACUAUUUGACAUCAUCGGUGCUAGAAGGAUGUGCGGUUUGUACAGAGGAGGAAGAGGAGGAGGAAUGGGGCUGUGGGUCCUUGGUGGUCUCUGAGCUUGGUGGUUUUCUUGCAGACGUUUCAUGACCCAACUAGGGAACAUCAUCAGUGCUAGAAGGGAGUGUCCAGAUGAGUGAGUGAAGGUCAUCUAAGUAAGUUCUUCUUUUUUAGAAGUGGCUGUUCCUUUCAGUGGGCACCUUGUUGCCCAUAUUUCAUUGUCAAGUGGAGUAAGAACCUCGUAGAGGCCUACGCUUGUGUGUAUCCCUAACAAGGAAUUGUUAUCUGUUUUGUUGGGUAGUGAUGCAAAACUACAACCUAUCAGUCCGUACAACCCAACCCAGUUUUAAAUCCUUUUAACUCAAUUGUUAGCGGACAGCUUUGAGGUGGCCAAGAACUGCUCUUAAAAUAUUUGUAGGGAAAUAAGAACCGUAGAGUAGACCAGGUGGAUUUUCCAUUUUUUCCCCCCCAAUAGUUUUGGCUGGAGGAGCAAGAACGUCAGUUGUAUUCUUGGUUUUUUCUUUUAACUUUGUUACACUUGUGUCUCUAGAGUUUGUGUGGUCUUCCACACAAGACGUGUUAGAAUCCAGAUCAUGUGAAGUGUUAAUACCGCUUUAUAAGGCCUUGGUAAGGCCACACUUGGAAUACGGCAUCCAAUUUUGGUCGCCAAAAUAUAAAAAAGAUGUUGAGACUCUAGAAAGAGUGCAGAGAAGAGCAACCAAGAUGAUUAGGGGACUGGAGGCUAAAACAUAUGAAGAACGGUUGCAGGAACUGCGUAUGUCUAGUUUAAUAAAAAGAAGGACUAGGGGAGACAUGAUAGCUGUGUUCCAAUAUCUCAGGGGUUGCCACAAAGAAGAGGGAAUCAGGCUGUUCUCCAAAGCACCUGAGGGUAGAACAAGAAGCAAUGGGUGGAAACUCAUCAAAGAAAAAAGCAACUUAGAACUAAGGAGAAAUUUCCUGACAGUUAGAACAAUCAAUAAGUGGAACAACUUGCCUGCAGAAGUUGUGAAUGCUCCAACACUGGAAGUUUUUAAGAAGAGAUUAGAUAGCCAUUUGUCUGAAGUGGUGUAGGGUUUCCUGCCUGAGCAGGGGGUUGGCCUAGAAGACCUCUAAGGUACCUUCCAACUCUGUUAUUCGAUUCGAUUCUACUCCCACCACAGUAGGUCAGGAAACGACACCACCAACUUUCAAUAGUCAAGCCAGGUGAAUUUGAAUAGUGCAGGGAGAGAAGAAGCAAACAGGUGCCUUUUACACCUGUGGAUCUCAACCUUGACCACUGGUGGACUCCAACUCCCAGAAUUCCUCGCCAGGCAUCUCAAGCCAGGGGGGGAAUUCUGGGAGUUGAAGUCCACCCCUCUUCCAAGUGACCAAGGUUGGGAAACAGUGCGUUAGAAUCUUAGACCAGGAUCUAAACCAGGUUUGCCAGCUUCUUCAGCUUACUUAAGAACGUUCUCCAGAACAGGGGUCUCCAACCUUGGCCGCUUUAAGACUUGUGGACUUCAACUCCCAGAGUUCCUCAGCCAGCAAAGCUGGCUGAGGAAUUCUGGGAGUUGAAGUCCACAAGUCUUAAAGCGGCCAAGGUUGGAGACCCCUGCUCCAGAACAUCCAUUCUUUGCCAUCUCAAUGGCUUUUCUCCAGAACCCUUGGACAAUUAUUUCUCCCCUUCCAAGCUGUUUUUUGGACACAGGGAGUGUAACAUGUAGCCAAGCUGCCCCGAUUGUAUUUUUUGCAAUUGUACAGCUGUUGAGUCAUUUGCUCCUUUCUCAACCACCGGACUGGAGAACGUUUCUCAUUUCAUCCCCCGGCUCACUUUCAGCGCUGUAGGGUCUGAAGAUAGGGUCAUAUUUUGGCUUUUCGGGGACAAUCCUUAACUCCCGAUGGGUUAGGGGCAACCGGUAACGUGCAGAGAGAGUGAAAGCCGCCCCAUUUUCUGCAGCGAACUUGUGAUGGGUUUGUGAAGCCAGAGCCACAACUCCAGCAGGAAACGGUGUCUUCAUUUGCCUUACGUUUUCUAUGUUGCCUUCCGGCUGAUGCUUCUACGCGCCACCCUUGACAUCCGUCCGAUAGCAACUUACCAACUGAGUGUGUCAGUCUGAGGCAACUCACUGCUAGUAGAUGCAACAGUAUUUAUUUUGCUCCUGGCCUCCCUCAAAAAAGGAACGAGGAAGAAACGGGACUGGCAAGGGGACACAACAACCGGAUUUGGCGACCUUGCAAAAUUUGCAAAAACUUUCUUCUUUUACUCUGAUCUUGGAUGUCUCCCAUUGGACACCGAAGACCCAAAUCCAAACAGACCCAGCCUUCCUCGCUGGAGGUGAGGAUGAGGAUGGAUUGGGGGGGGGGCUUGUGCUCUCUGUAAAGACGGAAUACAGAUAGUCCUCGACUUACGGCCACAAUUGAGCCCAAGCUUUCUGUCGUUAAGCGAGACAUUUGUUCAGCGAGUUUUGCCCCGUUUUACGACCUUUCUUGCCACAGUUGUUAAGCGAAUCCGGCUUCCCCAUUGGUUAUGCUGGUCAGAAGGUCACAAAAGGUGAACAUACGACCCCGGGAUCCUGCAACCGUCAUAAAUAUGAGUCAGUUGCGAAGAGUCUGAAUUUGGAUCACGGGACCACGGCAACGGUUGUAAGUGUGAAAAAAUGGACAUAAGUCACUUUUCCUUCGGUGCCGUUGUAAUUUUGAACGGUCACUAAACGAACUGUCGUAAGUCGAGGACUUCCUGUAAUCCAUGCAACGUUGUAAUUUGGAAGAAUCCUAGACCUGGCCUGAGAGAAACCAACGGCCAGAGAGGAUUCUUCGUUGAGCGCCUCCUCUUGCCCAGAAAUCCGGGGUCAAAACUGGGUCCUUAUCGGAGAAGAAGUAUUUCUAUUUGUAAAUACGAAUUCCAGAAUCAGGAAAGGUGUGACUGUGGGUUUCUGCAACCCACGUGACGAGGGAAGGGGGUUCCUGGUGACUCAACCUGGUUCUGGCAUCUUGCAGACCAGGAGACCCCAUAAAACCAAGAUAUGGCUUAUUUCCUGGAGCACAACAUGGUGGGAACCCAACCGUUGUGAGUUCCCCAGAGUUUCAGAAUCACCAUCUUGUAUGAAACCCUACCAUGAUAUAGUCCGUGGACACCAGACAGCAGAUUGGACAAAGGUUUUGCCCGUCCACGAAACAAAGAACGAGGGUUCUUGGGUAUUCUCAGCCUUGAGUCUCCAUUUCUGGACCAGCCGCGAGAACCAAACAUUUGACAGCGAUGGGUGGGUCAGUGAGGGCCAUUUUGUGGUCUUUCACAACUGACGUGACCUAUCUUCUAAAACAGGGGUCUCCAACCUUGGUCCCUUUAAGGCUUGUGGACUUCAACUCCCAGAGUUCCUCAGCCAGCUUUGCUGUCUGAGGGACUCUGGGGGUUGAAGUCCACAAGUCUUAAAGGGACCAAGGUUGGAGACCCCUGUUCUACAAGUCUGUGUUAACUAGGGCUCACCAAAACAUUCCUCUUUCCUAAGAAUUUGAUUUAGGCCUUCAAAGGAAUCUCCCUUUUUAAAUUCCUUCUCAGCUCAACAUCUUCCAGAGUUUUGGAAUUCUGGGUCCACCAGAAGUGACCCAGGGCACGGCACAGAGAUAACACAAAGAGCUGGCAGUUCAAACCGCCCCUUUAUUGCUCCAAAGCUCCCCCAAACGCUCCCACGUUUCUGGCAAGUCCCAGAGCAGAGUGAGAACAAACCCCCAUACAAACCUCAAGCAGCCUCCGGCUUCAAUUAGUCCAGCCCAAAGUUGUCUGCACCAAGGCUGCACGGCAAUAAAUCCCAAAGGUCUUUGACAAAAACAAGAGUCAAACAAGGAGUUCAGGGAGCAAAAGAUCCAGGUAAUUAAUCCAGAACGCCAACAAGGAAUGCAAGGACUCUUGGCAAGUUCAAACGUACUUCAGGAACUCAGUGUUUGUUCCCGACAAAUGCCCUUUCCCACGGUGUCUCCUUAAGUCUCAUUCCCCAGUUGUGCCUGGUGAAGCUGAGCGGGACACUCUCCUCGCGCGUAACCUACUCCGUCUGCACUGAUCACGCUUUCUCUGCACUCUCAGAGCCCUUGGAUCAGGACGGGCUGGUUCUUACUCCUCGUCUGAGCUCUGUGUCUCCUUGCCUGGACUGGCUCUGCCCUUCCCCAGUUUCCUCUCCCUCGUUGUCAGUUCUUGUUCCAACUCAUCUUCCACAUGACAGGAAGUUUAAAACCGAAGGUGGGUCAAGAUAGAGAAGAAGAAGAAGAAGCUAAAGAAAGGAUUUCUUGAAGAGAAGCUACAAGAAAGGGCAGAUUUAAUCCCACCGGGCAAAAUUUUGCACAGUUUUCUUUUUAUAAAAUAUCUUUUGGAGGCGUUCAAGAAUCUGCUUUCAAAAACUCAUCUUCAAGUUAGUCCAGAGAGCUUAAACCUUGGCUGAAAUUUUAUUAGUGGCAGAAUUCCUCUUUCGCCCCUUCGGAGUCUCCAAAUUCGCAAGCGUCGCAUUUGAAAACGUUGGAUAUUUUGAAUCUCAAGGGACGUAUUUUGAAUCGAAAGAGUCACCUUAAAAUGGGCGAGAUGGGCAGCCCAUCAAUUUAAUAAAUCAUCCGUUACUUCAUCUUUGACCUCUUUAGUUUACUGCCGCCAAGCUUUAGCUGGCAGCGAAGAGAAUUCCUGGCUGAAUUUUUUUUUUUAACUUCCUUUUGGCUUUGACGUGGGUACCGGGUUCGAAUUUGCAUCCUGCAUUGCUCCCCCAUCGUAGCUGGUGCCUACGGAAGCUAGGUUUGGCUUGCGUGGCUUCGGCUGGCCCUCGCUUUGCAAAAGUUCUUUCAUCACUGCCAACUUCUCUUAAACUUAGAAAAAACGGGUCAUUUUUUUUAAAAAAGAAAAAAAAGAAUAAAUCAUUUCUCGGUCACGCUCACAAUCAAGUAAGGGCUCCCAAGAAUCGUGCAGGGCUUACUCACAGAUUGCAACAGAUUUCCCCUCCCCGUGGUUAAUUUCACGACUACCCUGUUUGAGUUGCGAAUGGCCAAAUAUUUAUCUUUAGAACAGGGUUUAUCGACCGUGGCCCCUUUAAGAUGGGUGGACUUCAACUCCCAGAAUUCCCCAGCCAGCGUUGCUGGCUGGGGAAUUCUGGGAGUUAAAGUCCACCCAUCUUAAAGGGGCCACGGUCCAUAAACACUGCUAUAACUACAGAUACGAGUAGCAACUGAUGUGUUUUCGGGCUACACAGGUUCCCCUGCUGCCCUUUCUGGUUUUAACGUGGGUGUGUAUGUGAUUCACACUUUCUCUCCUGUGUGCGUGUGUAUGCCUAAUGUGUGUGUGUGUAUAUAUAAAUAUAUAUAUGUACAUAUCUAUCUACAGAUUCUGUUCGAAAGAGUCGAGCUUUUUAACUUUGCUCGAUCCGGGUUGCCCAGCUGUGUGGAAACAAGCCACUUUUCGGUGGAUACCCGGUUGAAAAAAAAAAAGAAAAAGAAAAAGAAGGUUUCGUUUGACAGGGAUAUAAAUAUUGGCGUGUGUGUGGGAAAAAAAACACAAAAAUUUCUCUGCAGGUUUCCUUUGUCUUUUCUUACAGUUGUUGACUCUUCUGGUUUUAGAGGUUUGGGCGAAAGGGAAUACCGAGUAUUUUCUUUUCCAAUAAAUUUCAUAUGCAAACGUCUAAA